CCCCCAGCGCCCGGGAGCGGAGGAGCAUCAGAGUCCCAGCGCCCCGCGAGGAACGCAGAGCCCGCGGGCCGGGCGAACAAAGCGACGGCGACGCGGGCAGCCCAGGCGCCGGACGCACGGAGCAAGCGACCCGCUGCGCCUUUGUCUCGGGCGGGGCAGGAGCGGCGGCCGGCGCGGGGCGCCCCGAGCGCAGAAUGCGGCGCCCGGAGGGGCGGAUUGAGGAGCGCUGCGGCAGCAGGAGGCGUGGAGCUGGGGCCGGAGCCCAAGCGGACUUGUGUGUGUGAAGGGGGUACCCGGCGCGCUGCCCCGCGAGCGCCUGGUGGCCGCACGUGGGCGGGAGCGGCUGCCCGCUAGUAGCCCAAGAAGGAGGAGGAGGAAGAGGAGGGCCGCGCGGCCGCGCAGCGGGGACCCGGGGCGGCCUGCGCGAAGCCCCGCCCCGGCCGCCUAGCCCGGCGCGGGCGGGCGGGAUGCCCCGCGGUCACCGCACUUUGGCCAGAGCGUUGCCCUGAACGAGCUGGUCCUGCGGCGGCGGCGGCGAGCGCACGGGCGCCGCGGGCGCCAUGGAGCAGUGGCGGCAAUGCGGCCGCUGGCUCAUCGACUGCAAGGUCCUGCCGCCCAACCAUCGUGUCGUGUGGCCCUCGGCGGUGGUCUUCGACCUGGCGCAGGCGCUGCGCGACGGAGUCCUGCUAUGCCAGCUGCUGCACAAUCUCUCCCCCGGCUCCAUAGACCUGAAGGACAUCAACUUCCGGCCGCAGAUGUCCCAGUUCCUGUGUCUGAAGAAUAUUCGCACCUUCCUCAAAGUCUGCCACGACAAAUUUGGACUAAGGAACAGUGAGCUGUUUGACCCCUUUGACCUCUUUGAUGUCCGAGACUUCGGGAAGGUCAUCUCUGCGGUGUCCCGACUGUCUCUGCACAGCAUCGCGCAGAACAAAGGGAUCAGGCCUUUUCCCUCGGAGGAGACAGCUGAGAACGAUGACGAUGUAUACCGGAGCCUGGAGGAGCUGGCCGACGAGCAUGACCUGGGUGAGGACAUCUACGACUGUGUCCCGUGUGAAGAUGAAGGGGAUGACAUCUACGAAGAUAUCAUCAAAGUGGAGGUGCAGCAGCCCAUGAUCAGAUACAUGCAGAAAAUGGGCAUGACCGAGGAUGACAAGAGAAGCUGCUGCUUGCUGGAGAUUCAGGAGACCGAGGCCAAGUACUACCGCACCCUGGAGGACAUUGAGAAGAACUACAUGGGCCCCCUGCGGCUGGUGCUGAGCCCAGCGGACAUGGCUGCCAUCUUCAUCAACCUGGAGGACCUCAUCAAGGUGCACCACAGCUUUCUGCGUGCCAUUGAUGUGUCCAUGAUGGCUGGUGGCAGUACCCUGGCCAAGGUCUUCCUGGAGUUCAAGGAAAGGCUGCUGAUUUACGGAGAGUACUGCAGCCACAUGGAGCAUGCCCAGAGUACACUGAACCAGCUCCUCGCCAGCCGGGAGGACUUCAGGCAAAAAGUGGAGGAGUGCACGCUUAAGGUCCAGGAUGGCAAGUUCAAGCUGCAAGACCUGCUCGUGGUACCCAUGCAGCGGGUGCUGAAGUACCACCUGCUGCUCAAGGAACUCCUGAGUCAUUCUGCUGACCGGCCAGAAAGACAGCAGCUAAAAGAAGCACUGGAGGCCAUGCAGGACUUGGCCAUGUACAUCAACGAAGUGAAGCGGGACAAAGAGACCCUGAAGAAGAUCAGCGAGUUCCAGUGCUCCAUAGAAAACCUGCAAGUGAAGCUGGAGGAAUUUGGGAGGCCGAAGAUUGAUGGGGAACUGAAAGUCCGCUCCAUAGUCAACCACACCAAGCAAGACAGGUACCUGUUCCUGUUUGACAAGGUGGCCAUCGUGUGUAAGAGGAAGGGCUACAGUUACGAGCUGAAGGAGGUCAUUGAGCUGCUCUUCCACAAGAUGACUGAUGACCCCAUGCACAACAAGGACAUCAAGAAGUCUCAUGGGAAGAUGUGGUCCUAUGGCUUCUACCUGAUUCACCUCCAAGGAAAGCAAGGCUUCCAGUUCUUCUGCAAGACGGAAGACAUGAAGCGGAAGUGGAUGGAGCAGUUCGAGAUGGCCAUGUCAAACAUCAAGCCAGACAAGGCCAAUGCCAACCAUCAUAGCUUCCAGAUGUACACGUUUGACAAGACCACCAACUGCAAAGCCUGCAAGAUGUUCCUCAGGGGAACCUUCUACCAGGGCUACCUGUGUACCAGAUGUGGUGUCGGAGCACACAAGGAGUGCCUGGAGGUGAUGCCCCCCUGCAAGAUCAGUUCUUCUGCAGACUCGGAUGCUCCUGGCGCUGGACCAGGGCCCAAGAUGGUAGCUGUGCAGAAUUACCACGGUAACCCAGCCCCUCCCGGGAAGCCCGUGUUAACCUUCCAGACGGGGGAUGUGAUAGAGCUGCUUCGGGGUGACCCCGAUUCUCCUUGGUGGGAGGGGAGGCUGGUUCAGACCCGGAAGUCAGGGUACUUUCCCAGCUCUUCCGUGAAGCCGUGCCCAGUGGAUGGAAGGCCACCUGUUGGCCGCCCGCCAUGCCGAGAGAGUGAUUACACUGCAUACCCCUGGUUUGCUGGCAACAUGGAGCGGCAGCAGACGGACAAUCUGCUCAAGUCUCAUCCCAGUGGGACCUACCUCAUCAGAGAGCGACCAGCAGAGGCUGAGCGCUUCGCCAUCAGCAUCAAGUUCAACGACGAGGUGAAGCAUAUCAAGGUAGUGGAGAAAGACAACUGGAUCCACAUCACUGAGGCCAAGAAGUUUGAGAGCCUCCUGGAGCUCGUUGAGUACUACCAGUGCCACUCUCUCAAGGAAAGCUUCAAGCAGUUGGACACUACGCUCAAGUUCCCCUACAAGUCUCGGGAGCGUGCCACCACCAGGGCCUCAAGCCGGUCCCCAGCUUCCUGCGCUUCCUACAACUUUUCUUUUCUCAGUCCUCAGGGCCUCAGCUUUGCCCCUCAGGGCCCCUCCGCUCCCUUCUGGUCAGUGUUCACACCGAGGGUCAUUGGCACAGCUGUGGCCAGGUACAACUUUGCUGCACGGGACAUGAGGGAGCUGUCGCUGCGGGAAGGUGACGUGGUCAAGAUCUAUAGCCGAAUCGGUGGUGACCAGGGCUGGUGGAAAGGCGAGACCAAUGGGCGGAUCGGUUGGUUCCCUUCAACGUACGUGGAAGAGGAGGGCGUCCAGUGAAGGCGAGACCUGCGGGACUCACGGAUGUUCUUGGGAGUCUCCCCAGCUCUGAAGUCCACCUCUGGCCUCUCCAUGGCUCUGGGAACUGCCUGCCAAGCCUGCAGCUGUUAGGACCCACAGGGAUGGGGAAGGUGUUCCACCGUCACCUGCCCUGGGUGGCCUGCCCCUGGGUACAUUCCUUGUACAUAGAGGAAACCUGUGCUGGCCACACCCAGAGCACCAAGGAGAGGGCACUCAGGCAACGUGGCCAGGCGGGUGUGGAUGACAGCCAAGGUCAGAAGCCACCGCCUGCCCCUCUGGUUUAGCUGUUCAGGAGCCUAGAACUCAACUCAUGGUGUGCCAGGGAGGGCUGGGGACAGCAGAGGGGGCCCUUCCGAGCCCCGUCCGCUCAGCCCCGCACUGAUCUGCCUGUCUUUUCUGCUGCUCUCUAGAGUAGGUGUCAGGUCUUGGGAGGCAGGCAGGACCACACUGUGCUGUAGCACACUCUAGGCCCAUCCGGGGUGCAGGAUCGGAGAGUUUGUGCAGGAGCCCUGGGCCCUGCUGGCUCCGCAGCUUUGCCUGACUGCCUCCCUUCCCAACACAUUAGGUCCUGCUGAGUGUUGACUGGGCAGGCCCCUCUCUCGGGAGGGGCCUUUGGAACGAUGACAUUGCUGCCCCCACCCCUGGCCCACCCCCAGUCAGUGGUACUGUUCUUCGUUUCCUGGGGUCUUCCCUGCCCUGCUGCCAGGGGACACAUCUGUGAACCCCAAAGGGCAGAGGAGAGAACCAGGCUCCCCUCCCCCACUGCCUCUUUCUCUCCAGGAGGCACUCGCAUCUUCUGCAUUCCAAACCAUGGUCCUAGGAGUCUGCUGGCCUCUGCACUAGAUGUUGGUUCUAGCCCUUGACAGGUGUCCUCACAAAGAUUCCCGCAGCCCACUCACUGGGCCUGUGGCCAACCCAAAAUAAGUGCUCUUGGGGUGUCUUCACCCUUUCACCCCCCUUUCCUGGUGCUCCCUGGCCUUUGACCUCUGGCGUGGCCAGCCCCUAUUUCUCCCUACCCAGAAUUCCGUGUGAAAGCUUAGAUUUUUGGGGGCCCUUUCUCCCUCCGUCUAGCUGCCCAGUCCUGGGUGAGGAGGGAGCUAGGCUUUGAGACAUUGUCCCUGCUGCAGGGGGACUGGGCACCACCUUGCACCUGGGGAUAUUUUCCAGAGUUGGCCGCAUGUCUUCCAGCUUGAUGCCCGCACGCAGCUUGUUGGGAUGUGGGGGGGGGGCGAGGAGGAUUUCAGUAGAUAGGGAGCAACAGAAGGCGAGACACCCUGGAGAGGCUCAAGCCGUGAGAAGCUGGUGUGGAGUGAGGAGUUGUCCUGGAGAGAGUCGGGGCCUCAGGCCACUUUGCACAGCUUUGCACACCAGUGCCCGGUGCAGGCCAAGGGGAGGACCCUGUCGGGCCCUUCCAUAGGGAUGCCCUCAGAACAUCCUUGUUCUUUAGUUUCUUCUGGUUUUUGUUUGUUUGUUGUUGUUUUAUCCUAUUUUGUUUUGCCUAUUUGUGUUUUAGAGGGGGGAAGUUGUAAUUAUUUCAUCUAAAUCUCCCAUUAUAUAUGUGAAUAAGAGUCUAUAAUAGCAAAAUGAUGUAUAUUUUAGUUUGUCAUGAUAGAAGUCAUGAUUAUGAAGGACACUGAGAAAAAGAAUCAUCGAGGACCCGGGUUUUGUGAAUGUUUUGUGUUUGUUUAGAUGUUUGUAUUUGGUUUGGGUUGUUUGUUUCCACGCCACACUGAGCAGGGUGGUGGGCAAGCUGGACCACAGGCACCUCUGCAGGAGACUGGACACCAUUUGAGGGCUGAGGACUGGGGGCCUGAGAUCAGCUGUGAACAUUUGCAGUGCAUUGCAUGCAAGUCAGGGAUGAGGGGGUCCCACAGCCAGCAGUACCCCCUAAUGGAACAAUUGUACAUUUGCCAAUGGGUUUUCCUCCCCGGACUAUGGUUUUUACGACAAAUAAACCUACGUUCUAUUCUGCA
Molecule: messenger RNA, 5191 nt
Organism: Mesocricetus auratus (golden hamster)
Lineage: Eukaryota; Metazoa; Chordata; Mammalia; Rodentia; Cricetidae
Gene: Vav2
Product: vav guanine nucleotide exchange factor 2
Exons: 30
Coding region: 561-3197 (878 amino acids)
Biological process (GO): cell migration; regulation of GTPase activity; intracellular signal transduction
Cellular component (GO): cytoplasm
Molecular function (GO): protein binding; guanyl-nucleotide exchange factor activity
Source: RefSeq, a predicted model, not a curated record